AUGAUGGCAUCUCUCGGUAGCACCAUGAGCGUUCCGCGCGCAGGGAACUAUCCAAUCGAAAGCAACCCUGGCUUUCCGAGCUCUGUUGAGCACAUCCACAAGCGAGCUUCCAAGGACCUCGGUCUUCCUGACGAUACGCUGAAGACAAAUUGUCUGUCUGUUGGAUUCCUCCCUUCUGAAGGCGACUCUGCUUCCCCGCGUUACACGAUGGCCCAGAUCAAUGAGAAGUUGGGUGCUAAGGCGAGCACGUAUGGGUGGUACGCGCAAAUCACAUCUUCCGGCUUCGAUGGCAGCCAGCUGCUCGCCGUGAAAGAGGACAUCGUCGCCUCGGGUGCCGUCUUCGUCGCUUCCGUCAUGCCCUCCGUGAAUUUCAAUCAGGUCACUCCGGACAUCGCAAACCAAGUUGCCUCCGUAAUGAAGCAGUUCACCGACGCCGGCGUAACAGUCUGGCUCCGCUACGCCCACGAAAUGAACUGGUACGCCACAGACGGCACCUACCACGGCACAUCCCCCGACUUCGUCACCUCCUGGAAAAACAUCUACAAUGCUGCGUGCAAAGAUAACGCCAAGGUGUCCUGCUUCUGGAGUCCCAACCAGGCCGGCAGCGCAUCGGAUCUGCAGCCGUGGUGGCCCGGCGAGGAGUACGUCGAUCUCGUGGGCAUCGAUUGCUACCCUCGGACUGGUGACGACACGUCUUCGAACGAGCUGUUCGACCGCCUGUACGGCAGCUUCUACGACGCCUACAGCAAGCCGUACGAUCUGCCCUUCGCGAUUGGCGAGACGGGCGCAGGCACGGGACAGAAGGAGCAGUGGCUCAAGACACUGGUAUCGCAGGAUAAGACCAAGUAUCCCAACUACGUCAGCAUGUCGUGGUUCGAGUUCGACAAAGAGGCGGACUUCAGGAUCGUGAUGACGGACGAUGCGACGCUGAAGCAGACUAAAGAAAUUCUACUGUCUGGAGGCAAUGACUCGUGUGGGGGAAGUGGGAGUGGGAAUGGGACGGCACCGGUGGAAACUAGCACUCCGACUGCAGUGCCGAGUGUUACGUCUAAGCCUGUUUCGAGCGGGACGUCGACCAGUGCAGCGAAGCCGACGAACUCGGGGGCUGGGUGCGAGUGGGGGUAA
Messenger RNA from Didymosphaeria variabile, 1125 nucleotides. RefSeq lists its product as uncharacterized. Gene Ontology annotation, molecular function: mannan endo-1,4-beta-mannosidase activity. The transcript has a single exon. The record is from RefSeq and is a predicted model, not a curated record. The coding region runs from base 1 to 1125 and encodes 374 amino acids. NCBI's taxonomy places the organism in Eukaryota, Fungi, Ascomycota, Dothideomycetes, Pleosporales, Didymosphaeriaceae. Gene Ontology annotation, biological process: substituted mannan metabolic process.